UGGACGGGCCGGGUCCCCUAAAGCGGGCAGUGGCUUGGGGAAGGCGGGGUCGCUGUGCUCCGCAGCUCCUCCGGAAAAGUUUGCACGGGAUUCAGUUGGUGCGCAGCGGGCGGCUGGAGUCCCAGCACUGCGGGCGUGGCGACCGUCCCGCGCCCGGUCCGCUCCUCCUCCUCCUCCUCCUCAGUCGCAGCCCGGGCCGCCGCGCGCCGCCCCUUCGCCGCCGACUGGCUGCGGGCUGCGGCCGGGGCGGAGACCUGUAGCCGUCGUCGCGGCGCCCUCCGGCAGGGACCGACCCGCAGGUGGAAGCGCCCCGGGGAGGCGGGGCCGCCCCCGGCUGCCGUGGGUCGAGGCGGGCUCUCGGCCCGGCCGCUCCCGCCCUGACCCGCCGGCCUCUCCCACCCCAGUAGUGACGCGCCGCCUCCGAGCCCGAGCCCGCGCCGCGGCCAGCAGCGCGAUGGACCGCAGCGUCUCGGAUCCGGUACCCCGCAGCGCGCCCCGCACCCCCGCGACGCAGCCCGCGGGCUCCGCAGGGAGGAAAACAAAAGCGAAGGCACCUCUUCCUCCGGCCGAGACAAAGGGGACGGAUGUCUCUUCUGCUGAGGACCCUGUAGAAUCUACUGCUGUCAUUACAGAGCAACAAGACAACAUGAUAGAUAAAGAUAUUGAGCUCUCAGUGGUCCUGCCGGGAGAUAUUCCCAAGACUACUACUGUUCAUGGCAGUAAGCCAGUGAUGGACUUGCUCGUGUUCCUCUGUGCACAGUAUCACCUAAAUCCGUCAAGUCACACGAUUGAUUUGCUCUCUGCUGAAGAGAAUCUUAUCAAAUUUAAGCCAAACACACCAAUAGGAAUGCUGGAUGUAGAGAAGGUAAUUUUAAAGCCAAAAUCUCUGGAUAAGAAAAAGCCUACACCUAUAAUCCCAGAGAAAACUGUGAGAGUAGUGAUCAACUUUAAGAAAACACAGAAGACCAUAGUGAGAGUUAGUCCCCACGCACCGCUUCAAGACCUUGCUCCCAUUAUAUGCAGUAAAUGUGAGUUUGAUCCAUUGCAUACAGUGUUGUUGAAGGACUACCAGGCUCAGGAGCCCCUCGACUUGACGAAAUCUCUUAAUGACUUGGGACUAAGAGAGUUAUAUGCCAUGGAUAUCAGCAGAGAGUCCUGCCAAAUAUCACACAACCCGGACAUUGUGAAGGAGAAAGAAAACAAAGGGAUUUUCAGCUUUUUCCAACGCAGCAAGAAAAAGCGAGAGCAAACUGCCAGUGCUCCUGCAACCCCACUAGUGAGCAAGCACCGUCCAUCUUUUACGAGGUCCAACACGAUUUCCAAACCCUACAUUUCCAACACGCUGCCCUCGGACGCACCCAAGAAGAGGCGUGCCCCACUGCCACCGAUGCCCCCAUCCCAGGGUGCUGCUCAAGGCCAGGAGAGACGAGCGUCUUGUGUGGAGAGGUCCACCAGUGUGGAUGGCUCAGAUAAGAGUUCCUCUGAAGCCUUCAUGGUGAGAACAGGAUCACUGCAGCUCAGUAGCACAUCGGUAGGAACUUCGUCUCUGAAGAGAACGAAGCGAAAAGCACCUGCCCCACCUUCGAAAACCCCCCUGGCUCAGACUGAUGAAAGGAACUCGGCAGUGGCUCAUGGCCUACCUUUGGAAGAUGGAAUCGCUCCAGACAGCAUGUUGGAAAUGAGCUCUCCUGAGGGAAUGUCCACCCCAGAGGGCUCCCUUGGCCCCGGGUUCCUAAGCCAGGAGCAGUGUGCUGUGCCCAAGGCGACGGAUGAAAUCUCUGAGGGCCCUGGAACUCCAGAGGCAGCUGUAGCAUCCUUGACCUCUGGUGUAAGCUCUGAUUACAGUCUUGAGGAGAUAGAUGAAAAGGAAGAACUGGGCGAGGCAUCUAAAGAUCAGGCUGGAAGUAUUUCUGUGAAGUCUCCUGACAUUGCUUCAUCUACUGAUAUGAGAAUUACAGUGGAGAAUGAUCCUGAUUCAGCCCUUGGCAUCAGUGAUGGAGAGACCUCUCCAAGUCCCAAGGGAAAAGCUCAGGAAGGCAGAAGCACCGAGGGGCAAGGGCCAUAUCAUCCUGUUGUAUGCCACAUAGGCAAUGAGGACCAAGGAUCUGACAGUAUAAAAGACGUGAAGACAUUGGGCCCAAACCAGGAGAAUGUUCAAAAUGAAAUCAUGGUCUGUGCCACAAGCACAGAUUAUGUGAAAAACAGACCGGGGAAAAUGGAAACCACUGUCGAAGGCGAAGCUCUGAAGAAAGCCAGCGACAUGGAAACUGAUAGAUUGUCAGGCUCUCCGGCGUGCAGAACGGACAAUGUUAAAAGUUCGAGGGAAAAUCAUCUAACAGCAUCACCAGGACCAGAUCAAAAAUGGAAUCAACCAGGUGUAGAGAAGACAAAAAUGCAGGAUGCAGCAAUUCAGGCCACCCCUGCCCACAGCACUGUUGAUGGGAAUCAUGAAGCCCGUAAUUCAUCUGACCCCAGGGUUGAUGAGACUGUGCAGACCUCAGAUAACAGCAUAUCAACUCAGCCCUCCUCUGCAAGUCUCCAAGAUUCUGUAAAUGCCUCAAGAGAAUUCACGAGUCAGGGCACCUCAACAUAUGUACAAGAUAGACUCCCUGAGAAAGAGCCAGCUUGUACCUAUGGGAACAAUGACCCUUUGUCGCCCGUAGAUAGAAGUGAUAAGAAUCCAGCUGCUUCUUACUUAAAGAACUUUCCACUUUAUAGGCAAGAUUGCAACCCCAAGCCAAAACCUUCCAAUGAAAUUACGAGAGAGUAUAUACCUAAAAUUGGAAUGACUACUUACAAAAUAGUACCUCCGAAAUCCCUGGAAAUGGUGAAAGACUGGGAAUCAGAAGCAGUGGGGAAGAAAGAUGACCAAAAGAUGCUUGCUGUAGGGCAGACGCAUACGAUUGAGAAUGUGACAGAAACUGCCAUGCAAACAGAAGUCCCUGUUACUUCUAAAAGCUCACAGCAGCCUCAGCUUGACCUUAAACCAAAGCCCAGCUCAGGAAGAGAGCAUCAUUUGCACAGGACUUUGAGCUCACCAACUGGUACCGAGGUGAACCCUCCCAAACCACCCAGAAUGACUGCGGACAUUGGCACCAUUCCUUUUGCACCAAAUUUGGAAGAUAUAAACAAUAUUUUGGAGUCAAAAUUUAGAUCCCGAGCUUCAAAUCCCCAGGCCAAACCAAGUUCGUUCUUUUUGCAGAUGCAAAAGAGAGCGUCAGGCCACUAUGUGACAUCUGCAGCUGCUAAGAGCGUCCACACUGCCCCUGGGCCUACCCCUAAAGAACCAACAAUCAAGGAAGUGCAAAGGGACCCACAGCUUUCCCCAGAACAGAGUCUUUCUCCCUUAAGUGAAAGGACUCACUCUGCUCCUCUGCCCAAUGUUACAAAAGCUGAUGAUGAUAUAAUUCAGAAGCCUGCCGAGACCUUGCCUCCUCCUGUAGCUCCCAAGCCUAUGACUCUUCCUGCCGAGACCUCUCCUCCUCCUGUAGCUCCCAAACCUAUGACUCUUCCUGCUGAGACCUCUCCUCCUCCUGUAGCUCCCAAACCUAUGACUCUUCCUGCUGAGACCUCUCCUCCUCCUGUAGCUCCCAAACCUAUGACUCUUCCUGCCGAUACCUCUCCUCCUCCUGUAGCUGCCAAGCCUGUGGCUUUUCCUGGUAGUCAGGGAGCAUCACUAAACCUGAAGACCUUGAAAACAUUCGGGGCCCCAAGACCAUACUCCAGUUCUGGCCCCUCACCCUUUGCCCUUGCUGUGGUGAAAAGGUCCCAGUCAUUCAGUAAGGCAUGCCCAGAGUCAGCCAGUGAAGGCUCCUCUGCCCUGCCUCCAGCUGCCACACAGGAUGAAAAGACACAUACAGUAAAUAAGUCUACGGUGGGCUUCCGACAUGGUGACGUUGAUAAGCAAAAUAAUCCGGUACAGAAUGAGCACAGCCCUCACAUGCUGACUCCAGCCGAGGGCCCGUCGUUCACCCUUAAGAGACAGAGUUCCCUAACAUUCCAGAGCUCUGACCCAGAGCACGUCCGGCAGAGCUUGCUCACUGCGAUCCGGUCUGGAGAGGCUGCUGCCAAGUUAAAGAGAGUUACUGUUCCAUCGAAUACAAUAUCUGUGAAUGGGAAGUCGGGCCUCAGCCAGUCCAUGUCCAUUGAUGCCCAGGACAGUCGCUAACAUUACCCUGCUGUGACACACUUCACCGACCAGCUUUCUGCCUACAAGAAAUAUUGACAAAUAUAUAUUCAGAUGUACAUUAAUAUAUAAAUCUGUUCAAGAGUAAACAUUUGUAUUAUGGAUUUAAUGCCAAAAGAAAAAUGAGUAGAAUCUAUAAUUUAUAAUAAUUUUUGACCUUUUUGUUACAGCUAAAUACUGCUGCUUUAGAAAUAUUAAUCAAGGUGUAAAUGACUUGGUUUUUUCCAAUGAUGAACAAUCACUGCUUAUGUUUUUUUUCUUAUGGAUACACUGUGUACCAUGAAACAAAGGGGUAAAUUGAGAUUUAUAGACAUACUGUAUGACACGGAAACAGGCAAGCACAGACUAACAUUUACUGCCUCAGCAUUGGGCUAUAAUUAGAAAGAUAAAUUAUAGUACGGCCUUUGUUGCUGAAAGACGUGGAAGACUAGUAAAUCAAAUAGAUAAUGUUCAGUUAUUUUUAUUGAAGAAUCACUAUGAGACUUAUUUUAUGUAUUCUUUAAUUACAAGUGUCAGCUCUGUAGGUAACAGUUGAGUACUUUUAAAUGGAACACUUUAACCUUCAGAAGUAAAAUUGCACAAGAAGACUUUAAGAUAUUUUCUGUAUAUAAUUAAAUGAUGUUGUUACACAGAUAUUACAUAUUUUCUAAUGCCAGAAGCCUUAAAAUAUUCCUGUGAAAAUGUUGAUACAUUGUGACAGUUAUUUCUCUUUUGGUAUUAGGAGGAAUUGAGGGUUAGUUUAUGUCCACAUUCAAAACAUUGAAGUCAGACAUUUGCAAAAUCCUGAUUUUUUUAAUUAAAGAAAAUGCUAAGUUAGUCAUUUAUGUAGCUCAGAUGCUAGCCAUCUAAAUAAUAAUAUAUAUUUUACUGAAAGCCAAAAUAGUCGAGAGAAACAGUACUUGAUGUGUCAGCUUCCAGUGGCCCAGAAGUUUAGAACGUGUUAGUGUCCUGGACUUUCUUAAGAAUUUAAUUCCUCUUUUAUUCAAAAAACUACUCAAGCACCUGACACUGUUUGAACUUUUUACUAAAGCUACUGGAGUGUCUGUCAUUCUGACACAUGUGAACCUUUUUCUGUUUAAUAAAAGCAAGUUAUAUGUUUGCAGUCUGUUUCCUGUGUAGCCUGUGUUAACAAGCAUAUUUGAAUACCUGACCUGAAGCACAUGUAAAUCUCUUUUUUUUUCUUUUCUGUUUUCUUUUUUCUUUUCUUCUUCUUUUUUUUUUUUUUU
This is a messenger RNA of Mus pahari (shrew mouse), 5412 nucleotides long. RefSeq names its product cordon-bleu WH2 repeat protein like 1 (gene Cobll1). The coding region runs from base 455 to 4168 and encodes 1237 amino acids. NCBI's taxonomy places the organism in Eukaryota, Metazoa, Chordata, Mammalia, Rodentia, Muridae. Gene Ontology annotation, molecular function: actin monomer binding. The transcript has 14 exons. The record is from RefSeq and is a predicted model, not a curated record.